Messenger RNA from Triticum turgidum subsp. durum (durum wheat), 2772 nucleotides. NCBI's taxonomy places the organism in Eukaryota, Viridiplantae, Streptophyta, Magnoliopsida, Poales, Poaceae. The record is from the annotation of a GenBank genome assembly.
AUGGGGGCGAUUGGUUGCCGUCGGGCCGGGGGGCCCGUGGGCUGGCAGUACGUCUUCGAGGAUGAGGAGGACGAGCGCGAGGACGAGGACGCGCCGCUCGUGGAGGAGGAGGGGGCGGACGAGGACUGGGGGGUCGAGAUGGAGAGGAGGGGGACGAAGAGGAAGGGGCCGCGCUCGUCGCGGCCGCGCAAGCGGCGGCGCGUCGCCACGCUCCGCCGCGUCUCGCCGGCGUCGUCCGACUCCGGGUCCCCGUCGUCGAGCGCCGUGCCCAAGCGGCGGCGCGUCGCCACGCUCCGCGCCUCGCCGGCGUCGUCCGACUCCGGGUCCCCGUCGUGGAGCGCCGUGCCCAAGAGGCGGCGCAGCGGAAACGGGGCCAAGAGGGGCCGCCCCGUCGCCGUGCCCGCGGAAACGGCUGCGCCCGCAGCAGAGGAGGCGACGCCGAGCACCAGCGCCGCGGGCCGCACCAAGGGGAGGAGGUCGUGCCACCAAUGCAAGGGGGCGAUGAAGCAGCAGAUGACCAAGUGUAAGCGAUGCCGCGAGAAGAUCUACUGCGGCCACUGCAUCGAGGAUAUGUACCCGGCGUUGUCGUUGGCCGAGGUUAGAGCCGGGUGCCCGUCCUGCCGUGGAAUCUGCAAUUGUAAACGGUGCACUGCCAAGGAGCAGGGUGAACCCAAGAGUUCAGUUUCGAGGAAACGCAACGGCAGUAGAUCAGUAACGAAGAGAAAGAAGGCUAACACCUCAGGUGUAAAGUCAACCAGGGCUCGUAAUGAGGUGGCACAGACUGAAGCAAAUGACAACUCCUUCCUAAGAUCCAAUGAGAUUAAUAGCACAUCUGUCAUAUUAGACAAGGUAGAUACGUUGGAUGCAAGACCUGAUGAGAUUGCUCGGGAAACUAAAGUAAAACAUGCUAGAUAUCUGUUGCACUAUCUGGUGCCUUGUUUGAGUGACCUGAACAGGGAUCAGAUGGUUGAGAGAAAAAUAGAGGCCGAAAUUCAAGGAUUGGAAUUGUCUGAACUGAGUGUUGAACAGGCUGACUGCUGGAAUGAUGAGAGGAUGUUCUGUGACAAUUGCAGAACUUCGAUCUUUGAUCUGCAUAGAAGCUGUCCAAACUGCUCAUAUGAAUUAUGCAUUGCGUGCUGUAAGGAGCUUCGUGAAAAUAAUCUAGAGGGCUCUUGUCGGGAAGAGCUGGUGUCUUAUCCUAAUAGAGGAAUUGACUAUAUGCAUGGUGGUGAUCCAUCGCCUGAGUUGAUGAACUGCGUGCAAACAAACUUGUCCAGUUGCCAGCCUAAGACUACCAAGUGGUGUGCUAAUACUGAUCGGACUAUUAAUUGCCCCCCACCUGAACUUGGUGGUUGUGGUGAUCAUGCCCUUAAGUUGAGACAGAUGUUUCCAAAAGAUUGGUUAAAUAAGCUCGAAAGGGAUGCUCUACAGUUGAGUAAGCAGCUAGAACCUUCUGAUAUUGUCAGCGGAUAUACACAUGAAUGCCCAUGCUGUACUAAACAUGAAAAUGCAAGGCAUGCUGCUACCAGAGAUAAUUCAACAGAUAACUGCCUAUACUGUCCAAAAUCAGAUAAUGAGAAAGGAGACGAUCUAACUCACUUCCAGAGUCACUGGGUUAAAGGAGAACCUGUUAUUGUACAAGGGGUACUACAGAAAAUGCCACAUUUGAGCUGGGAGCCACCACAUAUGUGGUCUGAAGUACAUGGUGCUAGUACUACCCCUGAUAUGAAAAAUGUGAAGUGUAUUGAUUGUUUAUCUUGUUGUGAGGUCGAGAUACGCACACAGGAUUUCUUCAAUGGAUACUAUUAUGGUCGGGUGUAUCAAAAUGAAUGGCCCGAAAUGCUUAAAUUGAAGGACUGGCCUACUUCAAAUCAUUUUGAAGAGCUUUUACCUUCGCAUGGAGUGGAAUACAUCAAUUCUUUACCCUUUCAACCAUACACAAAUUUGAAAUCUGGCUUGCUAAGUGUCUCCGCAUUGCUUCCUGAUGACAUUCUAAAGAUUGACAUGGGCCCAAAGUCAUACAUAGCUUAUGGCUAUGCGCAGGAACUUGGCAGAGGAGAUUCUGUUACGAAGCUUCAUUGUGAUAUAUCUGAUGCAGUUAACGUUUUGAUGCAUACUGCAAAAGUUGCCCCCUCUGAAGGACAAGAAAAUGCAAUAAAAAACUUGAAAGCAAGACAUGAGGUACAAGAUGAAAAGGACUGUUGUGGGAAUUUUGCAAUUGAUGGAAGUGAUGCAUGUCAUAAAAACUGUCUGGAUUCAAACCAUACAUCCUCUCCUAACUACAGCAAGGACGAUGAUGGAGGUGCUUUAUGGGAUAUUUUCAGGAGGGAGGAUGUUCCAAAACUGGAAACAUACCUUCGUAAACAUUCCAAGGAAUUUCGCCAUAUAUAUUGUUCUCCAGUUGAAAAGACAUUUAACCCUCUACAUGAUGAAACAUUCUAUCUAACCGAGGAACAUAAAAGGAGACUUAAAGAGGAGCAUGGAAUCGAGCCUUGGACAUUUGUACAAAAACUUGGAGAGGCGGUUUUUAUACCUGCUGGGUGCCCUCAUCAAGUGCGGAAUCUCAAGUCUUGCACGAAAAUUGCUAUAGAUUUUGUAUCACCAGAGAAUGUCCAGGAGUGUGUCAAGCUAACUCAGCAAUUCCGCGUGCUUCCUAAGAACCACAGAGCAAAAGAAGAUAAAUUAGAGGUGAAGAAGAUGAUAAUAUAUGCCGUUGAUCAUGCCGUGGAGAUUCUGAAGGAGCAUUGGCACUCUUCCCCGUUGGCUUGCUGA